Messenger RNA from Sciurus carolinensis (gray squirrel), 3304 nucleotides. It is a transcript of the gene Opn3, whose product is annotated as opsin 3. Gene Ontology annotation, biological process: G protein-coupled receptor signaling pathway. The record is from RefSeq and is a predicted model, not a curated record. Bases 87 to 1295 code for a protein of 402 amino acids. Gene Ontology annotation, molecular function: G protein-coupled receptor activity. The transcript has 4 exons. NCBI's taxonomy places the organism in Eukaryota, Metazoa, Chordata, Mammalia, Rodentia, Sciuridae. Gene Ontology annotation, cellular component: membrane; photoreceptor outer segment.
GGCACAAUGGCCAAAGCAGACUGCAGCGUGCCUGCCCCACCCGGACGCUGAGCGCCUCCGACCGUGGAGCGCGCCGGCGCCGGGCCAUGUACUCGGGAAACCGCAGCGGUAGUCAGGGCUCCUGGGAGGGCGACGGGCCUGCGGGCGCCGAAGGGUCGGCGCCAGAGGGGACGCUGAGCCCCGCACCGCUCUUCAGCCCCGACACCUACGAGCGCCUGGCUCUCCUGCUCGGCUCGGUCGGGCUGCUGGGUGCCGGCAGCAACCUGCUAGUGCUUGUCCUCUACUACAAGUUCCAGCGGCUCCGUACACCCACUCACCUCUUCCUGGUCAACAUUAGCCUUGGGGACCUGCUGAUGUCCCUCUUCGGGGUCACCUUUACCUUCGUGUCCUGCCUAAGGAACCGCUGGGUGUGGGACACCGUGGGCUGCGUGUGGGACGGGUUCAGCAGCAGCCUCUUCGGCAUUGUUUCCAUUGCCACCCUAACUGUGCUGGCCUAUGAACGUUAUAUUCGUGUGGUCCAUGCCAGAGUGAUCAAUUUUUCCUGGGCCUGGAGGGCCAUUACCUACAUCUGGCUGUACUCAUUGGCAUGGGCAGGAGCACCUCUCCUGGGCUGGAACAGGUACAUCCUAGACAUCCAUGGACUAGGCUGCACUGUGGACUGGAAAUCCAAGGAUGCCAACGAUUCCUCCUUUGUGCUCUUCUUAUUUCUUGGCUGCUUGGUGGUGCCUGUGGGUGUCAUAGCCCACUGCUAUGGCCAUAUUCUGUAUUCCAUUCGAAUGCUUCGCUGUGUUGAAGAUCUUCAGACAAUCCAGGUGAUCAAGAUUUUAAAAUACGAAAAGAAAUUGGCCAAAAUGUGCUUCGUGAUGGUCUUCACCUUCCUGAUCUGCUGGAUGCCUUAUAUUGUGAUCUGUUUCUUAGUGGCUAAUGGUUAUGGACAACGGGUCACUCCAACAGUAUCUAUUGUUUCUAAUCUCUUUGCUAAAUCUAGCUCUGUAUACAAUCCAGUUAUUUAUAUCUGCAUGAUCAGAAAGUUUCGAAGAUCCCUUUUGCAGCUCCUGUGUUCCCGCCUGCUGAGGUGCCAGCAACCUGCUAAAGACCUACCAGCAGUUGGAAAUGAAAUGCAGAUCAGACCCAUUGUGGUGUCACAGAAAGAUGGGGAAAGGCCAAAGAAGAAAGUGACUUUUAACUCUUCUUCCAUUGUUUUUAUCAUCACCAGUGACGAAUCACUAUCAGUUGAUGACAGUAAUAGAACCAAUGGGUCCAAAGUUGAUGUAAUCCAAGUUCGUCCUUUAUAGAAAUGAUAGAUGGAGCCUUAGAUGGAACAGCACAUUUGGACUUACGAGGAUUGCUCUGGAAUUCCCAUUUUAUGUAAUAUCAACAGAAUUUCUGUGACACAGCAGGAAAUCUGAGUUACCCAUGUUCUCUGUCCUCAACAAGCAAGACAAAUUCUUUUAAUCAAUGGGUGCUUUACAUAAUGAAAAACCAUUCGUGGCACAAGAUGGGCAUCAGGCACCAUCAUCUUCUAAUGUGUUGGAAAUUUUCAUUUCAAAUGUAUUUUUGAAUAACUGUUUGCCAAAGGACAUAAUACAUUUUUUCUCAAAACUAUUUCAUUGUAAAAGUAAAUUUGUCUCGUGCAUAUGUAUGAAAUAGCUAGACCUUCUUGAAUUCUCAGUAGUGUUGGGUCCUAUUGAGUCAUGUUGUAUGACCAAAUUAAAUUUAUCAAAGGAAUAAUUCUAGGAUGAAAAUCAAUCCAAAACAAAAGACUGCUAUUACAUAUGUAGUAUGAUAAAGAAAAGCUUCAUACUAACAUGCUGCUGAGCAAGUUCCAGAAGAUACUACUAAGAAGCAUCACAGCAAAGAGAAUAAGAUGACUUCAAGGUAAUCAUAGUGUGUGGUUAAUUACGCAAUAUUAGAAAACAUACAUGGUGAAGAUGAUGUAGAUAACAAAGCAGUAUCUCCUCUAUUUCAUUUCAAGUGCGAGGGCAGGGUUAUCAUUUCCUUUUAAUACUUCCCCACAAUUUUGCCAAGGGAUCUGGAUUCAGAAAAGGAAUUCCAAAUAAGUAAACUAACUUACAGUUGAAUAGGGAUGAAAAUAAGUGUUUAAGUGUUGUUUAAGUGCCCAUCAGUCCGCUGGAUAACUGAUGGUCAGUGUUAGUGAAGAGGCCAUUUUUCUAUGGGCCAUUGUUUAGACUUUUAGGACACCGGAAUAUGUUACCUGUGGGUAGCAUAUGUCCCAUUUUGCAUAAAGAUUACUUUGACCUGAAGACAGUUGAGAAGUGAUAUAAGGAAAGCUCUCCCAGUGACUUCAGAAGCUGAGGCAGGAGGAUUACGAGUUCAAAGCCAGUCUCAGUAACUUAGCGAAACCCUAAGUAACUUAAUGAGACCCUGUCUCAAAAUAAAAAGGGCAGGGAUGUGACUCAGUGGUUAGGUACCCCUAUAUAAAUCCCUGUAAAGGAAGGGAGGAAGGAAGGAUGGAAGGAAGGAAGGAAGGAAGGAAGGAAGGAAGGAAGGAAGGAAGGAAGGAAGGAAGGAAGGAAGGAAGAAGGAAGGAAGAAAGAAAAGCUCUCUGGUCUCCUAUUUGCCUAAACUCGGGAUAUACAUUUACAAAGGCAUCCUUCUCUCCUCUAUGAGGAAGGACAAGGUCCAUCACCAGAAACAACUUAGACACUUACCAGCCUGAAGACAGCACCAGAAGAAUUUACAUAACAAACUCCCAUUUAUUAACUUUUAUACAUUUACUGCCCCUAGAGACUCAAAGUCCUUUUCUUUUGUCUUGUCACUUCUCUAGCAGUUUGCUGUUGUUUGUUGAAGAUGCUAUAGAAGCCAGGGAGUUCUAAGCCAACUCUUUGAGAUGUACUUAUUCUUUGGGCAUCUCCCAUGUAUAUAUGAGAUAUAUGUUAAUAAACUUCUGUUUGUGUUUGUUUUUCUCUUGUUAAUCUGUCUUUUGUUGUAGGGGCCCCAGACAAUGGACCUAAGAUAGGUAAAAGAAAAAUGUAUUACUUUCUUCCCCUACACACUAAACAUGGAUUAUUAGUGUGUCAAAGACUUGAGGAUGUCUUGACAAUAUAGAAAAUAAAUGCAGAAUUAUUUUAUUUUAUUGCUUAUUUUUUUAUUUCCUAGAUGACUCUCCUUUUAGUGUUACAUCUUUAUAAUUAAUCAUAUCUGAAGGACUUCUAAAUGGCUCAGUUGGCUUAUUUGAAGAAGGAAAAACCAAAGAAAACAUCUCAAUAAAUGCGUUUUUAAAAAAUCAAAUUCAUUGCUGGUUCUGUUGUAGUAUGUAGUUCAAGAACAAGUUACUAAACUG